Lepisosteus oculatus (spotted gar) is the source of this 5663-nucleotide messenger RNA. RefSeq names its product HPS6 biogenesis of lysosomal organelles complex 2 subunit 3. The record is from RefSeq and is a predicted model, not a curated record. Gene Ontology annotation, molecular function: protein binding. Gene Ontology annotation, biological process: organelle organization; protein localization to membrane; lysosome localization. Lineage: Eukaryota; Metazoa; Chordata; Actinopteri; Semionotiformes; Lepisosteidae. Gene Ontology annotation, cellular component: lysosomal membrane; BLOC-2 complex.
CUAAAAAAAAAACACAACUCCGGCUCCUCCUUCUCCUGGCUGGAAUGGGUUCCGGAAAUUGACAAACUCGUGAUGUUAGGGCACAAGCGAUAGAUGGUCAGAGAGGGAUGAAUAGGAAAAUGUAACGUGAAAGCGAAGGAAAAAUGACAUUUCUUUGAUUUAGUGGCAACUUGACGACAACACCAUGGAAUACAGUUGGGCUUCUUCAGUGUCCAGCAUUCUUGUUUGAAAGGGCAGUGAAAUCCUCCCAGCUUUUACGGACGAUCUCAGUUUCUCCACUCUGGAUUUUCCAACCCUAGCUAUAAACAUGAAACACCUGGCUUUGGAUCAGUUAGCAGACCUAGGCGAGUUUACUGGCGGCGGAGACUUGACGGAGUAUUUAAAACAGAGUAAUAUGAAGAGCUGUAAUUGGAGUGCUUUGCGCGAUAUCCGGAUUAGCCCAGACGGGCAACACAUCCAUGUUAUUCUCCACAAGCCAAAAGGUGGUCUCAUGACUUUUGACAGAUUGCAAAGAACUCACCAGCUGCAAAACCACAAGCACCUCGACUUGGGUUCGGGCACGUCCGGGAAGAUCGUGGACCUCGUCUAUUUAGGACAACGCGAUAAAGACGGGGGAUCGUCGGACCUCGCAGUGGUUCAGGAGAAUGGAGGAGUAGAGUUCUGGAGAUACGAGGAGUGCAAAGCGGGUUGGUAUUUGCAGCAAACAUCAGAAUUGUGUAACAGCCCGAGGGCUAAAGUAGUUUCUGUCUGUGCCAGUGGAAAUGUCAUAAUCUGGUCUGAGGAGAGACCCCCUUCAGAAAGCUCUUUAUCUUCCACUGCAGCCCGUAAUAACUUCCAAUACUGCAUUUGCACACGGACAUACGAACUGGAGGAGCGAGGGGUCUGUUUGGGGGGCGUAAAUAUAAUGUUACACAAUAGUCCGCGGUACGCAGUGAUCGCUUCGGCCGACAACGUUUACCUUCUGCCGGAUAAUAACGAGACAAAACUCAGCAGCAUCUCCAAAUUCUUUUUGACUUGGUCCCCAGACCCGGACAGCAUUACGGUAAGUAGUGCGUGUAAGGGGACCCUCCUGAGGAAAGACUUGCAUCUCAGCAAAGAAUCUGAUUUUAAGAGGCUGAUUUCAGACUGUGUUGGUCUGCUGUCUACUAUCAACCCUCCAGAAAUCAUUGCCUUUUCAGCUACUGGAUGUGGUGGGCUGCUAGUGCUUCUGGGCUCAGGGUGGAUCAGCAUGUUACAGAAAGAUGGUGUUCUCAGACGGAUCUAUAAACUUGCAGACAAUUGCUUGUACGACUGCUCUCUGUGUAGCAGCAUGCAUGUCUAUGGUGGCGUUCUAGCCCUUACUGUGGACAGGACUCUUUAUUUAAUUGACAUUAGAUGUGGCACAGAACUGGAAAAAAUCCCUUUAAAGAAAGAGGGAGUUCUCUUUGUGAAUUGCAGGGAGAGGAACGUGCCUCACCUGUUAACAGAGUCUGGGUUGUUUGUGGCCAAACAAAGAGAGAGAGAUUUGAGUCCUAAGACGCCGGGUCACUCGGAAAGUAUCAGCCCUGAGUCUCUCUUGGUGGAAGCGGUCUUUGAGGAAGCCUGCAAAUACUACCAGCGCCGAAGCCUGAGCAGCACGCAGCUGACAGUGGAGAAGCUGAAAAGUGGGGGCAUGUUCCAGGCUCCCAUCGCCCUCUCCUCUAUCCUGAAAGGAUACCUAAAGACCCAAAAGACCGGUGAGCGAAUCCUGGGAGGCACCAGUGGCACUUAUACAAAACUGCUGAGCUCGCUGGAUGCUGAGCUAAAGAGCUUAGUGGCCUUGGAAGAGUUGAAGUCAUCACUGGUCAAAGCCUCAGAAACUGAGCUGGCUCUUCACUGCGAGAACCUAGUAAGUGAAGAGGUCAGUCGGCUCUUAUGCACAGAACUGGACCGGGAGAACCUGCUCUACCUGAAUGUGAUCUUCAGCACCUUCCCCCUGGAGUCCUGGCAAGCCCUGCAGAUGGUCCUGCAGCUCAGGUCCUAUGAGGAGGGCUCUCUCUCAGCCAAGGCAGCCCCCGAGGUGUGGAAGACAGUCCUGAGCCCUGUUCCAGCAGGGCAUGCCACCCCACCCAAUGGGCAGCAGUGCCCACCUGCGAAUGGGGCGGUACCUGUCUUUGAGCUCAUCUGCCAAUCUCUUUUCAGGUUCCAACCCAGGUGGCUGCCCCGGUUUGUGGAAUUAGCCCAGCAGCAGCAGGCUGGCAUCUCCUCCUGGAACUAUGGGGCAAAGGACAGCCCUGACAGUCCGCCUCUGUACAAGCGGGCCCUGGCCAUACUGCCGGAGAAAGCAGAGUACCAGGAGGUCGAGGUGGAGCUGCUGCUGUGCAGCCAGCGGCCCAACGCCGUCAUGCAGGCCCUGCGCCUCCUCAUGCAGUUGGGAAAGUGGGGGCAGGUCGCUCAGGUGGCGGAGAGGUUCUGCCAGCAGAGCCCCCUGCUCAAUAAGGAGAUCUUCACCACUCUCCUGGGGGAGUUGUCCCAGCACAGGGACCUGGACCCCUACUUGGACCUGCUCUGGACCCUGUGUCCCGAGGACCUCACCGUGACCAGCAUCCUGAACAUUGUCCUGAAGAACCUUCCUCCCUCCACGCCGGAGCGCGGGCCCUUCCAAACCGACGGCAGCCACCUGACCGUGGGGCUGCUGAAGCCGCUGCUCAGCAAAGUGCUGCAGAGAGAGACAAAGCCCAGCCAGAGGUACGCCGAUAUCCUCCAGUCGCCCUCCUUUCCCCCUCCCACACCCCCUCGACGGGUGAAGGGGCCGCCAAGGGCCGUCACCGAGCCGGCCAUGGAUUACCAGGAUCCCAGACCUAGGACUCCCCCUGUGCCCCCCGUCACGACGGCCUCCCCCUCGUGAUUUCAGCUUUCCCACUCAAGCACUCGUGCCCCGUCUUUCCACUUCUGCUCCGUAGCCCCACUCACAACUGUGUGUGAUCGAAUAAAUAUCUCUAAAUAUAUACAUGGCAAAUGUUCAUUGGGUUUGCAGUGGAUACAUGCACAUCCGCAGCAGGGAGAGCACGUCAAACGCCAAAAAAGUCUUGACUUUAAGUGACUGUAACGGGUCUUUCCAUGUAAUUACCCAAACCUUUCAAAUCCAAUUUCAGACUGUGUUGACUGUCCCAGACUGGCACAGAGUAAUGUGGAGUUCAUUACAGUGGCGUGAUUUGACACGGGUUGGGUUAAAAGAACUGCUCUGUUUCAGAUAAAGGUCCUGAAUUUCACAGCCGGGUUAGAUGAAUUCUUCAAAACCUUUUGACAGUCCGAUGCACGUUCUGUGUAUUUGAUUUAAAUUUGUGCUGGAAUGUUUCGCCUCAAGGUUCAGAUUGGAAUUUGGGUCUUAUUUACUAAGUUGCUUGACUUCAUAGAGAUCCUUUUUCAGUCAUUGAAAUGAAAAUGUGUUUGUGGGGAUUUUGUGCAUUUGUGAUUAGCUAAAUGUAUUUAACUUUAAAGAAAGAGUUUAAUUUGUCACUGAAGUGUUGUUGCAGUGUUACUAGAGGCACUGUUUUUUUUUAAUUGUGUGCAGCAUCACUUAUUAUGGCACUAUUUUAAAUAGCCUAUAUAAUACUGAGAUUGAAUUUCAAGAUUUGAGUUUCAGAUCUUUAUUUAAAAAUGCACAUUGUCCAGUAGCCUAGUAAAUCUGACUCUGUUUGAAAACCCUGGGAACGUUGCACCAUUCUUUGUAUGAAGUUGAGUGGACUUUAAAACCAUGAAUCACACUGCCGUAUGUAUCAUAAGAUAUAGGUACAAUAAAACUGUUUUACUGACAGUUUUGUUACCCUAAAAAUAACAAUAAAAUGACUGUAAUAGAAUCGAAUUAAAAAAACAAAAUGUAUUGACACUCAAUCUCAGCGGUACACAGAGGUGUACAGUCUAUAACGGCAUAUCAACUGAGAAGAUAGCAUUUUUAAAUCUUGUGGGCAUUACAGCACAUUAAUUUUAACACCCUUUUUUAUCAUGGAAAAUGAAAUCUUAAAAGACAAACCAAAAUAAAAGCAUUUUAAUUUUAUUGGCACUUAAAUUAGUACGUUUCUGAGCUAUUUCUGCCACUCUCCAACAUUUUUCAUUAGGAGGAGAACAGGGUUAACUGUUCGGUUAUGGUCUUAUAGUAUUGUCUCGUUGUAGUGUCUGGAUGUGAUGUGUGGUGUCUGGAAGGGUUAAUCAUAUCGUGGUUACUGAUGCUAGAACCUAAAGACUGUGUGGCAGAAGAGAUGCUUACUAAAUGUUAUCCAUUGAUGGUUGAACACAAAAAGAGCAUUAUUAAAGUUCAGGCUUUCUGGCUGUUUAAUGGUUGACUACUUAAACUGUGUAAUCCAUGAAAAUACUGUAUGUAAUUUAACGACUUGUGUAUUCGUACAUUUCUGUGUAUUUUUGCUGUAUUUCCAUGCAGUAUUUAUACUCAGAUGUAUAAAAACUCUUCCUCAUUAAAUGUUCAGAUUUGACAUUAAAAAAAAAAACAAAUACAAAAAAAAAGGAACAGAUAAUAACAUCUGGUAGUUUGGACAAAGGGCCUGAUGCCCUCACUUGUUUUUAAACCUGAGAGGGGUUUAUAUACUGUAUAGUUGUAUGUCCAUGAUUUGUUGGUAUGCCACACUUGCAAAAGUAGCUUUAAUUCUUCAACUUUUCAAGGUUAAGUAAAAACUAAAUAUGCACAGUUAAAUCAUUGCUGUGGUGCAAGUGUUUACACUCGGCUGUAGCAAAAGAACUGCAUAAAAUCUUAUUUCUGUGAUGUAGAUAUUAGUUGACACAAAGUUCAAAUGAAAAACAGCCAUGCUGUUAUAAAGUGUAAUUAAGAUUUAUAAUUUACGAUUCCUGCUUCUACCUUAAUUUCCAGAGGUAUUUGUGCCAAUAAUUGUUCUGUCAGAUUCCCAGCAGGUCUGACGUAGUCAGGUAAUUACCUGUCUGGAGUGCCACUCUGCUUCCUGGGCAAGAUUGUUUUUAAACAAGAUAUUAUGAUUUAGCGAUACAGGAGACAGAUGAACACUAAGGAGACUUCAUUGUAACAUUUGAUAGUCUUGCCUUUGAACACCACCGAUCUCUGCGGGACAAAGUGCAUUAAUAAUUACCCCCGCUCCGUCAUGAAACUUAGAAAGACGUUGACAGCGUCAACCCAGUAGACCUGAACGUUAAUAGUGAAACACAAACCAGAUGACACAAGUGAACAUACAGAGGAAUGCAUUUGAAAAUGAGAACAGAAGGCACUUUUUUUUCUACACAUGCAGUAGUAGCCAGCCAUGUUAUCAAAGUCAAUAACCUGGCUUUCAGGGAGCAUCUACAGCAGGAGAUCUGAUGAUCUCAAUUAGCUACUAGCAAGCAAAUGAGCUAGAUGGGUCAAAUGGCUUCCUUGUUUUCUAACCUUUCUUCUGUUUGUUUUUUUACUGACAAAAUGUCCAUAACGCAACAAUAAACAACAUUGUUUUUUUUUUCUUUCAUUGCUAGAAGGCUGCAUUUUUGUUAUCAUACUGUAAAGUGAAUAAUAAGAGCUUCAUCACAAAAGGCCAUGAGGCAGGGAGAAGGCUGCAGUGGGAGGGUAAAACUUUGUCUUUUCUACUAGCAUGAGUGAUGCUAGUAGAGGUGAAAUGGGCUCCCAGGGGAUAUUUAAUCAAAUAAGAAAAGAACUACUAAAGAUAAUAUGUUGGUCAAUAAAAGUGGCAGGA